Messenger RNA from Folsomia candida, 603 nucleotides. RefSeq lists its product as uncharacterized. Lineage: Eukaryota; Metazoa; Arthropoda; Collembola; Entomobryomorpha; Isotomidae. The record is from RefSeq and is a predicted model, not a curated record. The transcript is spliced from 3 exons. Bases 93 to 536 code for a protein of 147 amino acids.
CGUAUAGAUUUUUACCGCGUAGGUAUAAAUAUAGCAUUAGACCAAGACGGAGAAAAAGAUUCCCAGUAAAGAGUCCCACUAAUAUAGCAAAAAUGGAAAAAUUGAUUAGAGUUUCCAACCUGUACCGGGGAAAAAAGCUUAUCAUUUCCACCGCUGACUUGGAAACUUUCUUACAAAAAGUAAGAGAGAAAUUUAGUCUCGACCCUGACCUGGAAAUUUCUUUUGAGGACGACCAAGGAGCUGAAAUCGACAACGAAGUGUUCCCGAUUUUGUUGCAACAGAUUGCGACGCCCAACAUUAUCUUCCGCACAAAAGACGAAGAAAUAUCGAGUGUUGACAUCUCGCAUAACACCUCAGGAAAUUCCCAAAUAUUUUACGUUCCUAGUCCACUAUGCUCGUCGGCGCCUCCCUCACCUGAGCCUCCAGUGCUAUUUCCGGUCAGCGAGGUAGAUUUUUUCAAGCAGGUAAAAUAUCGAACAACUAAAAUUACACAACUUGUAUACAAGUUGUGUACAACCAUAUGUUCACAUAAUUAACGUAUGUAUGUAAAAUUUAAGUAAAUAAAUACGUAUCAGUAGAUUCGUGCAAGAAAAAUCAAAAUAG